AUGGAAUUAGUGAUGUGUGUUUUAGGUUAUUCAUACGGAGCUGGAACACUAAUAAAAUAUCUCGGUGAACAAGCUGAUCACUGUCGGUUAACAGCUGCAAUUAGUCUAUGUGCGAGCUAUGAUUAUAUUGCAACGACGAAUGGCCUGGAAAAAUGGUUUAAUUUGAGACUUUACAAUAAAGCAUUAACUGAAACUUUACUCGGUUAUCUCAGAACUCAUGAAAGUCAGUUGAAAGACACGACAUAUUUAAAUCUAACUAACGUUUAUAGGGCUCGUACGAUCCGUGAAUUUGAUAUUGCAACAGCAGUACCACUGUUUGGCUAUGAAGAUGUCCUUGACUAUUAUAAAGAAUGCAGCUCAGGUCCGUGGAUUCAACAUAUCAGAAUACCAACUCUGAUUUCAUCGACUAUUGACGAUCCCAUUUGCGUUAUUGAAGGGCUCCCUUUAUCAGCAGUAAGAAAAAAUGAACAUGUCAUUGCUGUACUCACAAAAGAAGGCGGGCAUGUUGGCUGGUUAGAAGGAUGGUGGCCAAGAAAAUAUACUUGGGAAAAUAGAGUUGUGGUAGAAUAUAUUAGAAUAAUAAUGAAAAAAAUCCACUAUGAGUGGAAUAUACAUAGUGAUCGAAAUGCUGAAGAACUAUCUGUUGAAUAUUCGGUGGAUACGUUUGAAAUUACAUUAUAA
Molecule: messenger RNA, 681 nt
Organism: Didymodactylos carnosus
Lineage: Eukaryota; Metazoa; Rotifera; Eurotatoria; Philodinida; Philodinidae
Source: the annotation of a GenBank genome assembly